This is a messenger RNA of Spirometra erinaceieuropaei, 2331 nucleotides long. Lineage: Eukaryota; Metazoa; Platyhelminthes; Cestoda; Diphyllobothriidea; Diphyllobothriidae. The record is from the annotation of a GenBank genome assembly.
AUGUUGAAUAGGAGUUUCACAGUUAUUCCAGUCGUCUGCAUAUUCCUGCUUUUUGUGGGAUGCGUCGGCGCAAACUCCGGAGGCGGAAACGGCAGUAGCGAAUCAGGCGGCAUUAAGCUCGCCACUUGGGACUUUCACGAAUUCGAAUUAUUCUUCGGAGCCUUCGCCAUCAUAGUUUUGAUGUGUCUCUUCAAGACGUUCUACCCAAAGAUACCCUAUGUUCCCGAAUACGUUCCUCAAUCACUGCUGCUGAUUUGCAUCGGUGUCAUUUUCGGCGUCAUCUUCUACUACGCCUCCGAUGUGGACAUCGAAAAUACGCUAUGGAAGUUGACUCCCACCAUGUUCUUCCACUUCCUCCUUCCGCCCAUCGUUUUGGAUGCCUCCUUCGGCCUCUACAACCGCACCUUUCUUGACUACCUUGGCGGCAUUCUUAUGUAUGCUGUGCUUGGAACCGUCUUCAACUUCCUCAUCAUUGGACCCCUGAUGUAUGGGCUGUAUGUAGGCGGAGCCAUGGGAAGCGGUCUGGGAAGCAUCAGUCUGAAUUCCUUCUUUUUGUUUGCCUCACUGAUCGUCGCCGUUGAUCCGGUUGCCGUGCUUGCCAUCUUUCAGGACAUUGGUGUAGAGCCGGGUUUGUACUACAUGGUCUUUGGUGAAUCCCUCCUCAACGAUGCCGUCACUGUUGUGCUCUAUGACAUCAUGAGUGAGUUUGUCAAAGUGACCACCGUCUCGCCCGCCGACGUCGGUCUCGGCUUCGCGUCCUUUUUCACCAUCAGUUUAGGUGGUCUUCUGGUCGGUGUUGUUUUUGGCGUCGUUAGUAGCUUCCUAACUCGCUGGGAGUCUCACUUCUCUUCCAUCUUCAUAAUCACUAUGGCCUACUUCUCCUAUAUCAUGGGGGACUGUCUGGGCUGGUCUGGAAUCAUUUCGAUGAUUGGAUGCGGCCUGGUUCAGGCCAACUACGCCUUCCACAACUUAAAAUCCACUGCCCUGAACACCACUCGUCAGAUAAUUAAGCAGAUUUCGGAGGUCAGUGAGGGCAUUAUCUUCUUCCUCAUCGGCGUCCAGCUAUUCUCCUCGGAGAUCCUCUGGAACACGGGCUUCUGUCUGUGGGCUCUGGUGAUAUGUCUACUUGCUCGAACUGUCGUGGUGCUGUUGCUGAGUCUUUUCAUCAAUAAAACUCACAUCAACGGCAUGAAGAUCAGUAUGAGGGAACAGGCUAUCCUGAUCUACGGUGGCCUGCGUGGAGCGGUAGCCUUUUCACUAGCCAUUCUUGUGGACUACAAUCAACUGGGCGGUGACGGGGAAAAAGUGCGCAAAAUCAUCAUCACAGCCACGCUCUUCAUCAUCUUGGUGACGGUGGGUUUAAUGGGUCUGACCAUGAAACCCCUGGUUCGACUGUUCAAUGUCAAACUCGCUGGCGAAAAGAGCCUGAGUCUCUGGUCGGACAUGAACAACACCAUAUUGGAUCACACCCUGGCCGGUGUUGAGUGUAUCGCGGGUUCAACUGGCCGCAAUCAGACACGUGCCUUCUUCACUCGUCUGGACGACAAGUAUAUCCGUCGGUGGCUGCAACGCGAGCCCGAGACCCAUGAUCAAAAGAUCAUCAAAACCUACGAAAAGAUUGCCCUGAAGCUGCACUUUGCAACUAUUCGUCCAGAUCAGUCCUCCAGUCAUCUACGUUCUCUCCCAGAGUCGUUGGUUCGCCAACACAUGUCAUCGACCGAGUGCAUGCUCCAACUGCCGUCCAUUGUGGCUGCAACCUCAGAUCCGAACUUAGAGGAGUUCUUUGUGAGACAUUCGACCAGCGCUAUCUCACUGCCAUCUAGAGAACUGGAAGAACAAGAGCAUAAAGAAAAAGAAGAAGAAGUUGGACAUUAUCGCCGCAAGUCGAUACACCGAAAGUCGGUGCACUUUGGUGAACAGGCAGGAGGAGAGGAGGGAAGUUUGUUCGAUCCACACUGGCGCCGACGAACAAGUCUGAUCAACGAGGGCAAGGAAAUGGAGGACUUCAAAGACACCUUCCUGGACGUCAUGAAUGCGAAGUCGCGUGUAAUGAAACAACGCCGGCGAAGCACUCUGAGGUCUAUUGACGAGGAAACUAGGCUCAACACUAUGGCCAACCAACGAAUUCCCACACGGGAGGAGUUGAGCAAGUCGAGGGAGACGGUACUCAGUGAAAUUGCUGAGGAAGACUCGCGCCACCGAGAUAGCGUAACUUAUGAAAAUGAAUCUGACGGGGCCAGUGAGAGUGUUGCCCUGCCAAAGAGGGACUAUCCUGGAGUGAAGAAACCCUCGGGCUCAAUCAACUUUAGUCUUGGAGGUGAAGAGCUCUAA